This is a messenger RNA of Xiphias gladius (swordfish), 4783 nucleotides long. RefSeq names its product ATP citrate lyase b (gene aclyb). Gene Ontology annotation, molecular function: ATP citrate synthase activity. The record is from RefSeq and is a predicted model, not a curated record. Bases 194 to 3502 code for a protein of 1102 amino acids. Gene Ontology annotation, biological process: tricarboxylic acid cycle; acetyl-CoA biosynthetic process; fatty acid biosynthetic process. NCBI's taxonomy places the organism in Eukaryota, Metazoa, Chordata, Actinopteri, Istiophoriformes, Xiphiidae. The transcript is spliced from 29 exons. Gene Ontology annotation, cellular component: cytosol.
CCGACACGUAAUGGAUCGGCAGAUUAUGGGGCGACAGGAGGAGAGCGAGUGGCGACUGGCAGCGGCAGCGGCUGCGCUACGGUACGAGAAGAAGUGACUUUUUAGCCGUGUCAUUUCUCACCACGCACACGAUUCCUGCACUUGGAGCAGGUGCUACUUUCAUUGACAAGGUCCUGGGCUAGCAAGCGCUGCCAUGUCGGCGAAAGCCAUCUCGGAGCAGACAGGAAAAGAGUUCUUAUAUAAGUAUAUCUGCACCUCAGCAGCCGUGCACAACCGCUUCCGCUAUGCCAGUGUAACCACUGAGACUGACUGGGACCGCCUCAUCCAGGAGCACCCUUGGCUGCUGACAGAGCGGCUGGUGGUGAAGCCAGAUCAGCUGAUCAAGAGGCGCGGGAAGCUCGGUCUGGUGGGCAUCAACCUGGACCAGCAGGGCGUCCAGGAGUGGCUCAAAUCCCGCCUCAUGAGAGAGACCACUGUGGGAAAGGCAAAGGGUGUGCUGAAGAACUUCCUCAUUGAGCCAUUUGUCCCACACACACAGGAGGAGGAGUUUUAUGUGUGUAUCUAUGCCACCCGUGAGGGCGACCAUGUGCUUUUCCACCACGAGGGAGGGGUGGAAGUGGGUGACGUGGAUGCCAAGGCCCAGAGGCUGAUGGUUGCAGUGGAUGAAAAGCUGAGUGAGGACCAAGUCAGAGAGCAGCUCCUCACACACGUUCCAGAUAAUAAGAAAGAAGUCCUGGCCAGUUUUAUCGUUGGCCUCUUCAAUUUAUAUGAGGACCUCUACUUCACCUACCUUGAGAUCAACCCCCUCGUCAUCACCCAAGAUGGAGUGUACAUCCUUGACAUGGCUGCCAAGAUUGACGCCACAGCGGAUUACAUCUGUAAGGCUAAAUGGGGGGAUGUGGAGUUUCCACCGCCUUUUGGCAGAGAGGCCUAUCCAGAGGAAGCCUACAUAGCUGAUCUGGAUGCAAAGAGUGGUGCCAGUCUGAAGCUGACCCUGCUGAACCCUCGUGGCAGGAUCUGGACCAUGGUGGCUGGAGGAGGGGCUUCGGUUGUCUACAGCGACACCAUCUGUGACCUGGGCGGGGUGGAUGAGCUGGCAAACUACGGCGAAUACUCUGGCGCACCCAGUGAACAGCAGACCUACGACUACGCAAAGACCAUCCUCUCUCUCAUGACACGUGAAAAACAUCCUCAAGGGAAAGUGCUGAUCAUUGGAGGAAGUAUCGCCAACUUCACCAACGUAGCAGCCACAUUCAAGGGCAUCGUCAGGGCCAUCAAAGACUACCAGGGUCCUCUUAAGGAGCAUGAGGUCACUAUCUUUGUUCGACGUGGUGGACCCAACUACCAGGAGGGGCUGAGAGUGAUGGGGGAAGUAGGGAAGACCACAGGUAUUCCUAUCCAUGUGUUUGGUACAGAAACCCAUAUGACGGCCAUCGUUGGAAUGGCCCUGGGCCACCGGCCAAUCCCUAACCAGCCCCCAAUGGACGCACAUACCGCCAACUUCCUCCUCAAUGCCAGCAGCAGUGCAAAGACUCCAGCUACCACAAGGACGGCUUCAUUCUCUGAACCCAGGACGUCUAAUGAUGCCACCCCAGCGAAAAAGUCUAAAGCAGGUCUUCCAGCAGAAGCGCGAGCCUCUUCAGGCUGCAGCGGAGCCAAAGCCACCACACUCUUCAGAGAACACACCAAGGCCAUUGUCUGGGGCAUGCAGACACGUGCCGUGCAAGGCAUGCUGGACUUUGACUACGUAUGCUCCCGGGACGAGCCCUCUGUCACAGCCAUGGUCUAUCCUUUCACUGGGGAUCACAAGCAGAAGUUCUAUUGGGGCCACAAAGAAAUCCUACUGCCAGUGUAUAAGAACAUGGCCGAUGCCAUGAAGAAGCACCCGGAGGUGGACGUCUUGAUCAGCUUUGCCUCCCUGCGCUCAGCCUUCGACAGCACAGUGGAGGCCAUGCAGUACCCACAGAUUCACACUAUUGCCAUAAUAGCCGAGGGGAUCCCUGAAGCACAGACAAGGAAGAUGAUCAAGAUGGCCGAUGAGAAAGGCGUCACAAUCAUUGGCCCCGCCACGGUUGGUGGCAUCAAGCCAGGCUGUUUUAAAAUUGGAAACACAGGUGGCAUGCUGGACAACAUCCUGGCAUCCAAACUUUACCGUCCCGGCAGUGUGGCAUACGUGUCGCGCUCUGGGGGCAUGUCCAACGAGCUGAAUAACAUAAUCUCCCGCACCACAGACGGCGUCUAUGAAGGCGUGGCCAUAGGAGGAGACAGAUAUCCAGGCUCCACCUUCAUGGACCAUGUGCUUCGUUACCAGGACACUCAAGGGGUCAAGAUGAUAGUGUUGCUGGGAGAGAUUGGAGGCACAGAGGAGUACAAGAUCUGCCAAGGCAUCAGAGAGGGCAGGAUAACCAAGCCUUUGGUUUGCUGGUGUAUUGGAACAUGCGCCACCAUGUUUGCUUCAGAGGUUCAGUUUGGCCAUGCAGGGGCCUGUGCCAACCAGGCUUCAGAAACCGCGGUAGCCAAGAACCAGGCUCUGAGGGACGCUGGAGCUUAUGUUCCCAGGAGCUUUGAUGAGCUAGGGGAUGUCAUUAGGACCGUUUAUGAUGAACUGGUUGCCAAUGGUACCAUCGUUCCUGCCCAGGAGGUUCCUCCCCCAGCAGUACCUAUGGAUUACUCUUGGGCCAGGGAGUUGGGACUGAUCCGUAAGCCAGCCUCAUUCAUGACGAGCAUUUGUGACGAGCGAGGCCAGGAGCUCAUCUACGCCGGCAUGCCAAUCACUGAGGUCUUUAAAGAGGAGAUGGGUUUAGGAGGAGUGCUGGGCUUGCUCUGGUUCCAGCGCAGGUUGCCGCGCUACGCCUGCCAGUUCAUUGAAAUGUGCCUGAUGGUGACUGCGGAUCACGGGCCUGCCGUCUCCGGUGCACACAACACCAUUGUCUGUGCUCGUGCUGGCAAAGACCUUAUCUCAAGCCUCACCUCUGGCCUGCUCACCAUUGGCGACCGUUUCGGAGGUGCUCUGGAUGCAGCUGCGAAGCAGUUCAGCAAGGCAUUUGACAGCGGCAUGCUGCCCAUGGAAUUUGUCAACAAGAUGAAGAAGGAUGGGAAGCUGAUCAUGGGCAUCGGCCACAGGGUCAAAUCGAUCAACAACCCAGACAUGCGGGUGCAGAUUCUGAAGGACUUUGUUAAGCAACAUUUCCCUUCCACCCAGCUACUCGACUACGCCCUAGACGUAGAGAAAAUCACCACCUCAAAGAAGCCCAACCUGAUCCUCAACGUAGACGGUUUUAUUGGCGUUGCCUUUGUGGACCUGCUCAGGACGUGCGGUGGCUUCACACGAGAUGAGGCUGACGAGUUUGUGGAGAUCGGUGCACUAAAUGGGAUCUUUGUCCUUGGCCGGAGUAUGGGCUUUAUUGGCCAUUACCUGGACCAGAAGAGGCUGAAACAGGGUCUGUACCGCCACCCCUGGGACGACAUCUCCUAUGUGCUUCCUGAACAUAUGUCCAUGUAAUGCCAACAUCAGAGAUUGGGACGCACUUCCUGAUGCGACUGCCCAUCUCACGUAACGUUUCUAUACUCCCCGGGUUUUGACAACAGCUGCCUUCGGGGGAAAAAAGGGCAAGAUGAGACGGGAAAGUAGACGUACUAUAUGACUGAGGGAUCCGGGUAGAAGUUUUCCAUCUAGUUUUUACGGAGAAAAAGGGGAAGUAUAUUUUUAGAUUUAGUUUUUGACAAAUUAUUUAAAAAGUCUGAGACGUAACUUAUUCAGUUUUGAACAAAGAGCAAAACCAAUGCAAACUACGGCAAUUGCAAAAGCACAAAAUCAAUUGGUACUGGUAAAAAUGCUAAUAAAUCUGUCUUGCAUAGUCAGUACAAGGGCAGGAUUCAGAGCGCAUUUCAGUCAUAUUUCAGACGUUAUUGCAAUUUAACUAAACACAUAGUUACACAAAAGUUAACCAUUUAAUCAGCAUUUUUCUGUUCCAGGUCACAAAGUGUGCAUUAGCAUGCUUUCUGGCUUUCUCAGUAUUGUACCUUAGUUUACACACUAGCAAAUCUAGGUAAUACCAGUUUUUAAAUUCCUUUUCCAAGUUUCACUUCCACUUAGAAAUAUCUUUGUCACCACAAAAUAAACCAAAGUUAUUUUUAGGAUGUUUUGUCUUUGUUUAAAAAAAAAACAAAAAAAAAAGGGUCCAGGGGUAGAUAUUAAGGAGCUGGUCUACAUCUUUAUAUUUUUAGAAGGAGGCAUCGUAAUGGGAUAAAGGAAUUAAACACACUGAUACUAAGUGUCACUCCACCAUUGCCUUUCCUACAACAGAUCGGCUAAAAACCCCAGUUGUAUAGGACUGGUUGAAAUUCAUCAGCCGCUGUAAAUUAGGUACAGUUUUCAGGUGUUUAAGUCUUUUACAUCAAAUACAAAUUGAACUACUUGUGUUAAUAUUCUGAAUAACUGUGUCAGAAAACAGGGAAAUGUGGAAGCAUUAAAAGGGGACAAACACAAUGCUUCAUGAAUGAGCCCUGUGAGUCUUGAAAGCAUCUUUUGGCUAGGGACCAUGAAAGCGGUUUGCUUUACUUGGGGAAAUGAUCCCACAUAAUACGGAUGUCAGCACCGUAAAAGAUUUGUUGACUAAAGACUUAGCACCAACUGAAAAACACUUUGUAACUGCCCACUGUAUGGCCUGAUGUGUUUGAUCUUUGUUUCCCUGUUUUUAUUUAACUGUGAAAAAUGCUUUGUUUUUGUAAUAUGCUGUCAUACAGUAGUAUAAUAAUAAAGAACUUAUUGUUUGACUUUUCA